Fraxinus pennsylvanica is the source of this 1953-nucleotide messenger RNA. Lineage: Eukaryota; Viridiplantae; Streptophyta; Magnoliopsida; Lamiales; Oleaceae. The record is from the annotation of a GenBank genome assembly.
AUGGCUGGAAAGGGGGAAGGACCGGCUAUUGGUAUCGACUUGGGAACUACCUAUUCAUGCGUGGGUGUAUGGCAACACGAUCGUGUUGAGAUCAUAGCAAAUGAUCAGGGUAAUCGUACGACGCCGUCCUAUGUGGCCUUCACUGACACCGAGCGUCUUAUCGGAGAUGCAGCCAAGAACCAGGUCGCCAUGAACCCUGUUAACACAGUUUUUGAUGCAAAGCGGUUGAUUGGUAGAAGGUACAGUGAUCCAUCGGUUCAGAGUGACAUGAAGCUUUGGCCAUUCAAGGUUAUUCCUGGGCCGGGCGACAAGCCAAUGAUUGUAGUGACCUACAAAGGUGAAGAGAAGCAGUUCGCUGCAGAGGAAAUCUCCUCCAUGGUUCUCAUCAAGAUGAAGGAGAUAGCCGAGGCUUAUCUUGGAACGACGAUUAAAAACGCUGUUGUUACUGUCCCUGCCUACUUCAAUGACUCUCAGCGUCAGGCCACGAAGGAUGCUGGAGUCAUUGCAGGGCUUAAUGUGAUGCGUAUAAUUAACGAGCCAACGGCUGCAGCCAUUGCGUAUGGCCUUGACAAGAAGGCUGGAAGUUCGGGCGAGAAAAAUGUGCUUAUAUUUGAUCUUGGUGGCGGUACAUUUGAUGUCUCUCUUCUCACUAUUGAAGAGGGUAUAUUCGAAGUGAAGGCCACUGCUGGUGAUACUCACCUCGGAGGAGAAGAUUUUGAUAACCGAAUGGUGAAUCACUUUGUCCAGGAGUUCAAGAGGAAGAACAAGAAGGACAUAAGUGGAAAUCCUAGAUCUCUUAGGAGAUUGAGAACUGCUUGCGAGAGGGCGAAAAGAACGCUCUCAUCAACUGCUCAGACUACAAUUGAAAUUGAUUCUUUGUACGAGGGUAUUGAUUUCUACACUACCAUAACUCGUGCAAGGUUUGAGGAGCUCAACAUGGAUUUGUUUAGAAAGUGUAUGGAGCCAGUUGAGAAGUGUUUGAGGGAUGCUAAGAUGGAUAAAAGCAGUGUUGAUGAUGUUGUCCUUGUUGGUGGCUCGACUAGGAUUCCUAAGGUACAACAGUUGUUGCAGGAUUUCUUCAACGGUAAGGAGCUCUGCAAGAGCAUUAAUCCGGACGAGGCUGUUGCGUAUGGUGCUGCUGUACAAGCUGCAAUUUUGAGUGGUGAAGGCAAUGAGAAGGUACAAGACCUUCUGCUCUUGGAUGUUACACCGCUGUCUCUCGGGUUGGAGACUGCUGGAGGUGUCAUGACUGUACUCAUUCCAAGGAAUACCACUAUUCCUACCAAGAAGGAGCAAGUGUUCUCUACCUAUUCUGACAAUCAGCCCGGUGUGUUGAUCCAAGUGUUCGAGGGUGAAAGAGCAAGAACGAAAGACAACAAUUUGCUAGGGAAAUUUGAGCUCAGUGGCAUACCACCAGCACCUCGGGGCGUUCCUCAAAUUACUGUUUGCUUUGACAUUGACGCAAAUGGCAUCUUGAAUGUUUCAGCUGAGGACAAGACAACUGGCCAGAAGAACAAGAUAACCAUCACUAACGACAAGGGAAGACUGUCAAAGGAAGAGAUCGAAAAGAUGGUACAAGAAGCUGAAAAAUACAAAUCUGAGGACGAGGAACAUAAAAAGAAGGUGGAAGCUAAGAACGCCUUGGAAAACUAUGCUUACAAUAUGAGGAACACUAUCAAAGACGAUAAGAUUGCGUCGAAGCUUUCUGCAGCUGACAAGAAGAAAAUCGAGGAUUCCAUUGAGUCGGCUAUUCACUGGCUGGAAGGUAACCAACUUGCGGAGGCAGAUGAAUUUGAAGACAAAAUGAAGGAGCUGGAGAGCAUAUGCAACCCAAUAAUUGCGAAGAUGUAUUCUGGAGGUGCUGGUCCGGACAUGGCUGGAAGCAUGGAUGAAGAUGGUCCUUCUGUUGGUGGCAGUUCUGGUGCAGGCCCUAGGAUUGAGGAAGUGGAUUAA